Capsella rubella is the source of this 387-nucleotide messenger RNA. RefSeq lists its product as uncharacterized. Lineage: Eukaryota; Viridiplantae; Streptophyta; Magnoliopsida; Brassicales; Brassicaceae. The record is from RefSeq and is a predicted model, not a curated record. The transcript has a single exon. The coding region runs from base 1 to 387 and encodes 128 amino acids.
AUGGCAGAGUCAUCGAGUUCGUCUACUUUGAAAAAGAUAUGUGAAGAGAACAAAAAAUCUCUGUGGAAGAUAAGGCAGAUCGUAACAGAGAAAAGCAAAGAUCGGUUGGACUUUGACAACAACAACGAUUUUGAGAACCAUAUUUUGAGACCCUUGGGCAAGUUAAGUGAAGUGAAGCAAGUCCCUAUAACGAUCAAGAUCGACGAUUACGAUAAGGCGACCCAGCACGAUGUAAUGUUUGGGUAUGAUCGUAACUCUGAUGUUUAUUACAUCGACGAAGCGUUAUUUAGAUUGAAGAAACUUUCUGUUGGAGACGAAAUUGGAUUAUUUUACGAUACUAUUUCAGGGAAAGUGUGUUUCUCUGUGUUGAAAAAAGCUCUACCAUGA